Aureobasidium melanogenum CBS 110374 is the source of this 330-nucleotide messenger RNA. Its product is annotated as ribosomal protein 60S. The record is from RefSeq and is a predicted model, not a curated record. Gene Ontology annotation, cellular component: ribosome; cytosolic large ribosomal subunit. Gene Ontology annotation, molecular function: structural constituent of ribosome. Lineage: Eukaryota; Fungi; Ascomycota; Dothideomycetes; Dothideales; Saccotheciaceae. Gene Ontology annotation, biological process: translation; cytoplasmic translational elongation. The transcript is spliced from 2 exons. The coding region runs from base 1 to 330 and encodes 109 amino acids.
AUGAAGUACCUCGCCGCUUACCUCCUUCUUAACCUCGCUGGCAACGAGUCUCCUUCUGCCGAGGACAUCAAGUCCGUCCUCUCCUCCGUCGGUGUUGACGCUGAGGGUGAGCGCCUUGACAAGCUCAUCUCUGAGCUUUCCGGCAAGAACAUCCAGGAGCUGAUCUCCGAGGGUUCCGCCAAGCUCGCCUCCGUUCCCUCCGGUGGUGCCGCCGCUGGUGGUGCUGCUGCCCCCGCCGCUGGUGCCGCUGCUGAGGCCGCCCCCGCCGAGGAGAAGGCUGAGGAGAAGGAGGAGUCCGACGACGACAUGGGCUUCGGUCUCUUCGACUAA